Molecule: messenger RNA, 1971 nt
Organism: Mycena indigotica
Lineage: Eukaryota; Fungi; Basidiomycota; Agaricomycetes; Agaricales; Mycenaceae
Product: MPN domain-containing protein
Exons: 6
Coding region: 1-1971 (656 amino acids)
Biological process (GO): ubiquitin-dependent protein catabolic process
Cellular component (GO): nucleus
Molecular function (GO): ubiquitin binding; ubiquitin protein ligase binding
Source: RefSeq, a predicted model, not a curated record
AUGCUACUUCGCGUCAGGUCCCCCGAUGGAAACUUUCGUUUCGAUUUUGCACCCACGGCAGAUGUUUCCGAAUUAUUAGCCAAAGUGAUAGAAACGGCUCCCGAUGCAGACCCGACGAGCUUUACGAUGUCCAACCAACCCAGAGGGAACGAAGCUCCAUUUUCCUCGUUGACUGGGAGAUCAUUGCAAGCCCUCGGUCUCGGUCAUGCCGAUUUAAUAUUCGUGGGCUACAAACGCCGGACAGCGACCGCGUCUACCUCGUCAAUUACCACCCAGCCUCAAACAACGACGGAGACAGCCACAAGAGUUUGGGAAAAUGUAACCGAGGAGCCCGUUGAUGUCUAUUGGCGUGCCCGGGAUGGGAAGAUACCCCGGAGUCGCGAUUCACGCUUUUGCACCCAUGCCGCCAAAGGAAUGUGCGACUACUGCAUGCCUCUUGAACCCUUCGACACUGGCUAUCACAAAGAACACGCGAUAAAGCACCUCUCAUACCACGCCUAUCUCAAGAAAAUCUCUCCCAAAUCAACCACCUCUGCUACCUCAAAUCUUCCCCCGCUAGAGCCACUCUCCUACAAGGUCAAGGUCCCGUGCCCAAGCGGCCACCCUUCAUGGCCAGCCGGUAUUUGCACCGCAUGUCAGCCCUCUGCCAUAACUCUCCAGUCGCAGCCUUUCCGUAUGGUAGAUCAUGUUGAAAUCGCUUCACAUGAGACCGUUGAACGCUUCCUGCGUGUUUGGCGAGAAACAGGUUCACAGCGGUUCGGAUGGCUCAUCGGCCACUAUGAGCCGUACGAUGUCGUUCCAAUGGGCAUCAAAGCCGUUGUGGAGGCUAUAUAUGAGCCUCCGCAAGAGGGAGAACUCGAUGGACUUACGCUUGGUCUGCCCUGGGAAGAAGAACAACGUAUUAGAUCCCUUUCUGCCGCUGCAUCUACCCCUUUGACCGUUGUGGGCUAUAUCUUCACUGACCUCACUGUAUCAGAGGAAGACAGGACCAAGACGAUCUAUAAACGCCACCCAGGCUCUUUCUACAUGUCCUCUUUGGAAGCUAUCUUUGCUGCGACCCUCCAAAAAGCGAAUCCCACCACUUCGAAAUCAUCCCCAAUAGGACAGUUUGGUUCAAGGCUCGUGACGCUGAUAGUAACGGCCAAUAAGGACGGUGACGCGGACCUCGCAGCAUAUCAAGUCUCUGAACAAGCGUGUGCGAUGGUGGAGGCAGACAUGAUUGAAGCCAGCGUUGAUCCUGGAAUUGUUCGGGUGAAAGACGAAGACCGAUCCCAGGAGUCGGCACGGUACAUUCCGGACGUUUUCUUCACGUACAAGAACGAAUAUGGCCUGGAAGUAAAGAAAACCGCCAAACCUGCAUUCCCAGUCGAGUACCUCAUGGUCAAUGUCACUCAUGGAUUUCCCUCAAAUCCUUCUCCAUUAUUCAACUCGACGAAAUAUGCGAUUGAGAAUCGACCUGGCCUGGAGAACCAGACCAUUGAAAGCGUCAUGAAUAACUUGGCCAACUUGGAUGCGCCGAAUAUCCAUGACAGUCGGACUGCACGACCAGGAGAAGCCCACAAACGGCGGGAACUUGCAACAUGGCUGAGCGACUGGCAUCUUGUCGCCUUCCUCGAUACCACACAGCUGUUUUCACCCGACGAUGUGAAGCUGAUGAUGCGGAUUGUCUCUUCUCCUAAUCUAUUAGACGAUCUCAGCCAACUGGACCCGCUCCUGGCCACCGAAGGCUGGACGAAUUUGAUGGCGUUUACCCAAACCACUGCAGCCGCCAGCAGUGUCAGCAAUACCAACGCUAUGGACGACAUCCCACAGGAUGUUCUCGACCAAAUUGCUGCUCAAGAAGCUGCUGACAGAGCAAGUGGCGGGGGAGCAAGUUCCAGCGGUGGUAUUCGAAUCUGUCCACAUUGCACAUUCGAGAAUUCGCCUGGUGGCUCAGAUUGUGAAGUCUGCGGUCUCCCACUGGCAUCAUGA